Messenger RNA from Suillus fuscotomentosus, 3540 nucleotides. RefSeq lists its product as uncharacterized. Lineage: Eukaryota; Fungi; Basidiomycota; Agaricomycetes; Boletales; Suillaceae. Bases 1 to 3540 code for a protein of 1179 amino acids. The transcript has 6 exons. The record is from RefSeq and is a predicted model, not a curated record.
AUGCAACGCAGUGAUGAGGUACCAAAGCGCCAUCACUCGGAUGGGCUUUCCCAGUCAUCCGCCACAUCAAAUGGCGGGCCUACCUGUCGUGAGCGCUCCCAUACCGCGAUCCACUCAGGACCACUCUUCUCCACUCCUACCUCCAUCUGUUCCCUGCUUAAAAUGUUGGGAAUGUCAUUUGGGUCGUAUGGCUUCGUCUGUGAGAUCAGUUCUACUCUAGUGCCAGCCAGCAUUCUGGAUGCCCAUGUGGGGCAUAAUCACCAUAAACGUAGGCUCUCAAACAGAACAAAAGCGUACAGAAAGGGCCUAGUCAAACAUCUACUCGAUAGCCACGGACUCGUAGCAACAACACCCUGUCCUAACCCCACCGGCGACCUAUCUGGCCCCAUCCCGGGCCUUCAGCCACUAUGGGCAGCAAUCUGUCCGCACCCUGGCUGCGCUUCUUGGUCGUUGAUGCAGAUCUCGAGAGGUUCUCUCAAGUCUCAGCAAGCGAAUGCUAGACGUCACGUCUCCUCGGUUCAUCCUGAGCACGCAGCCACUUAUCUAGCUGAUGUUUUCGAAACUCGAUGGAUUUAUCGUCCAUUCCAAACAUCUCUGGACGCAAGAGACCCGCUGGUUUUGACUGUCUGGCCUUUUGCCGAAGGGUAUACUCCACCGCUUGCUGUAGAAGGCAUACAGAAAUUCUCUCUCUUGCAACCCUCCUCUCACUUUGCGCCAACAACUCAUCUCUCCACCCAAUAUCUGAUCGGCCUCCGGUGGCCCGCCUUCAUUGCUAGCUUGGGUGCACAAGCAGACUCCCUUCGUGAGCUGAUGAGGCUUAGGUCUAAGAAGGAAGCACGAUCCUUGACCGGAGUGGAAAGGCAACUUGAACUUGGCCUCAUCACCGUUCGAAAGCUUUACAGGUCAUAUCUAGUUGACAUCCAGGUUUAUCUAUCUUCCAAAGGGGAUGUGCAGUUCCGUCAAGCAGUAACGAUGAACACCAAGGCGCACUUCAGAUCAUUGAGACGAGCUUCCUACUACACCUACUCCAGACCUCUGUCUCGCUGUGUCUGUAUGCUGAUGAGAUGGAUCCACGCAGAGUACACAGGAAAUUUGGCAUCAUUCGGCACUCUUCACAUCAGACGGAGUCUGGCCCAGGAGUACGCCGCCAAUAUGCUCUACCACUACCUCAUUCAAACCAAGAUUCCCCGUCCUGCUGCGCUUCUCCAACUUCUGCAUCAACUGCUCGUGACCCUCGUCAAGCAGAAGUUUACGAACCUGCAAACGAUGGCAUGCCCGACAGACUACGCCCUGUGCAUGGGCUCACUGGCCGAUAAUGGCGGCUUUCUACUUGCUGCCGCUACCACCAAGACGUGUGCUGUGCUGCAGCACAACUUUUAUACCAUCAUCAUUCACUCUGCUCGGCUUGAGGACAACGCCCAUCAACGUUUCGUUCCCUUUAAUUUAGAUAAUUUCACCAGUGAUCCUGUACCGGAUACAGGUGAACCGUCUCAGCCCGUGGAGGAGCCAGCCCCUGCUUUGUAUGAGGAAGAGGGCGCCGACGAUAGUUUGGUUGUGCAAUUACAGGAAGUCGAGGAAGAUUUUGUAGAUGGUCAUGAUGAUGAUAUAGAUCCGGAAGAGGGAGAUCCUAUGCUAUCGUAUGAAGCCAAAGGCGAAUGGGACUUUGAAGAAGAAGAAACCUUUCACUCUUACUAUCUAAACGGCGACACUGCAGAGAACCUAGACACAUACUAUGACCCGCAAUCCUCUCUUCCAGCUCAAAGAUGCCCAGCAAGAAUUAUAUCCGGAAACGAUCGAGGUCUUGGAUCGUCGUCUGUCUUAAACAUUUUGGCGGAGAACCUAACCUACCUUCAACCUUUGCUCGCCAGUCAUCCCUCGUUUGCUACACCAUACAAUCAAAUUAAAACUGUCUGGUUUGCCGCAAGGCCAACAGCAUUCAAAGAGCAGAGAAACUACGGUUUUAUCUUUGCUGAAGACGGUACUGCCAUUACCAUGCGAGACGGUGAUGACAUCUCCCAGAGUAUCCUGUUUUCAGAUCUUGGGAGAUUGGCGAAGGCUGCGAUAUCAGAUGUAUCGGAGCAGAUAAUGAAAUGCUUACCAGAUGGUUGCCAGAGCCUUCUUCAACAGUUUUAUGGCAUUUUCAGCCAGUUAGUGGACGACCUCAGUAGUCCUGACGCUAUUUUCCUUCAGCCUUCCAACCGCAUUCUUCUACAGCCACUGUUGGACGUGAUGUUGCAACGUCUGGUGGAUCCAGAAGAACCCAAACACCAUAUCACGGGUUCUUCCUCUUCGAUCAAUGAGGAGUGCGCGAGACAGUGGCUGGAUUUCAAUGAACGAAUUCUUGGUCAAAUUAUCGUCGCCUUUCUCCUGACAUGCGGUAUUCCUCCUCGUCACUGGCAAUUUCGAUCCUUACUGUUCCAGUCGGAUAGCAGCACCGGUGGUGUUCGUAAUCUCUAUCUACUAGGUUCGGAGCUUGUUAUAGGGAAUCCGGAGGCAAAGCAAAUCAACCAAGUCACACGAGAGUGCAUGUGGGCAUUCCCUCCUAGCCUUGCCCCACUCAUCUCUUUCUAUCUGGCUAUAGUACGACCUUCUGUAAUUCGCAUCUCAGGUCUUAUUCAUCACGUCAACCAAGCUCAUAGGACGCACAUAUUUUCUCAUACAUUCACCGCGACUCGACUUGAAUACCCUCACGUUUGGAAUGGUAGUGAUGUUAAUGCUGCGCUGUGGGCACACACGUCCUCCCUCAACGUUCGGUUAACAUGCAGUCUUUUACGAAAUGCAGUCACAGCAAUGUACCAUCAGUUCUUUCCCGCUCUCUCGCAAUCUGAAUCCGUAGGCGUUCAACCGGUUCAAAAGGCAGGCAGCAAUCGCCGUCCACCUUCAGAUCAUGUUCCCCCAGCUUUAGGGAUGUCGUUCGAACAGGCUCGCAAAUACAUAUCCUCUAGCCAUGCCUUGCAGGCGUUGUAUGGGCUACGAUGUCCUGACAAUAACCUAGCAGACCGGAAUUCAGCCAUUCUGGGCAACCUGAAGCAUGCAAGCCUUGCUUUGAAGGAAGCGAGGCUUUGCGUCCGAGAAGAAUAUGACUUAUAUAAUGCCCACUUGCCUGCUAUGUCAGGGAAGGCAGCUAGCAUCUUAGAUGCUGCGCCAUACAUAUGUCUCAAAGAGGACAUGAUUGGUGAUGAGGUGCUUCGGCGCAUAUUACAUGUGGUUUUAUUUGGUGAUUCCAAACCGUCUGUUUUUGAUCGACCUCCUCCGGGAGGAUACCUGAUUACUGAUGUAUCACGCGCAGUGGUUCAGAUCAUACAAGCCAUUGAGGAGCAAGAGCACGGGUUCGAGUAUGAUUUGACUCGACAAACAGAUGUUGAUGCCAUCAUCCACUUCGAUGAAGUAGAGAAGAAAGCGCAACUAUUUCUAGCAACACUAAAAGAUGAGAAUCCUAAGUCGUGGACUCAGCUAUGCUCCGAAGUCCAUCAGCUCUAUCAGAAGGCACCAGGCGCAGAUGGAGAAAGGAGUUGGGUAGUGAGAGGCAUUCCUGGAUAA